Molecule: messenger RNA, 732 nt
Organism: Cynocephalus volans (Philippine flying lemur)
Lineage: Eukaryota; Metazoa; Chordata; Mammalia; Dermoptera; Cynocephalidae
Exons: 3
Coding region: 1-732 (243 amino acids)
Biological process (GO): immune response; immunoglobulin production
Source: RefSeq, a predicted model, not a curated record
AUGAGGUUCCCUGCUCAGCUCCUGGGGCUGCUGAUGCUCUGGAUCCCUGGAUCCAGUGGGGAUGUUGUGAUGACCCAGACUCCACUCUCCCUGCUCAUCACCCCUGGAGAGCCGGCCUCCAUCUCCUGCAGGGCUAGUCAGAGCCUUCUAUCCGAUGAUGGAAACACCUAUUUGGAAUGGUUUCUGCAGAAGCCAGGCCAGUCUCCUCGGCUAUUGUUCUAUAGGACUUCCAAACAUGCCUCUGGGGUCCCUGACAGGUUCAGUGGCAGCGGGUCAGGGACAGAUUUCACACUCAAAAUCAGUAGGGUGGAGGCUGAGGAUGUUGGGUUUUAUUACUGCAUGCAAGCUACCCAUUCACCAUCCACAGUGAUACAGCCCCGAACACAAACCCCUCUGCUUGGAUCCAGUGGAAAUGCUGUGAUGAUCCAGCCUCUACUCUCCCUGCUCACCAUCUCUGGAGAGCUGGUCUCCAUCUCCUGCGGGGCUAGUCAGAGCCUUCAGCAUAGUAAUAGACACACCUAUUUGAAUUGGUACCUGCAGAAGCCAGGCCAUGUUCUACAGCUCCUGAUCUAUGGGGUUUCCAACCAGGCCUCUGGGGUCCCAGACAGGUUCAGUGGCAGCGGGUCAGGGACAGGUUUCACAUUGAAGAUCAGCAGGGUGGGGGCUGAUGAUGUUGGGGUUUAUUACUGCAUGCAAACUCUACAUACUCCUCCCACAGUGAUACAGACCUGA